This is a messenger RNA of Ilyonectria robusta, 2508 nucleotides long. RefSeq names its product ankyrin repeat-containing domain protein. The record is from RefSeq and is a predicted model, not a curated record. Gene Ontology annotation, molecular function: protein binding. Lineage: Eukaryota; Fungi; Ascomycota; Sordariomycetes; Hypocreales; Nectriaceae. The coding region runs from base 1 to 2508 and encodes 835 amino acids. The transcript is spliced from 4 exons.
AUGGAUCCUUUAUCAAUCACCGCCAGCAUCGUGGCGCUGCUCCAAGCAACCACGGCCGUGGGAAAGGGACUCCAGUUCCUCCACUCUCUCAGCCACAUCCCCGACGAAUUCUGCGACUUGAUCAAUGAGCUCGCAACCCUGCAGGCCGUCCUGGGACAAGUCACCAGCGCGCUCAAUGAACUGCAGGCCGACAGCCUAGCUGCGCCUGUGCUUCGGGUUGAUCUGACCAAGGCACUGGUCUUGGAGAAUGACCUGCGGCAAACCGUGGGUGAGAUUGACGCUCUGUGCGUCCGGCUCCGGGAAACGGCCCGCGCCACGAGGCGGGACGGGAAGCUGGCGAUAUCUAAGAAGAGGUGGCUUCAGGAGCGGAGCAGUAUUUCCCGUCUCAAGGCGAAAGCGCGUGCGGCAAAGAGCGAUUUGUCGUUGUGUUUCGAAUCCCUCAUUUCUACGCAAAGGUUCGCAAGGCAAACACGCGUUUCAAUCGAUAUCCACCGGUUGGUGGCCAUGACCUAUGACGGCCUGACCUCAGAGGUCGAGAGGAGCAGCAAAGUUGCCGAGGCGCACCAGAGCAGCUUUGACAAAGUGCAGGAGUCUCUCAAUCGGCUUCACGCAAAGGCGCUUGAUCUUGAGCAACUGAUAUGCGCGACUGUCAAGCCUGUGGCAACCCACAACGGCGGUGCUGCGAGUCACAUGGAUGAAAUCGAUACGAGCGGUGCUGUCUGGUCAUUUCAAGCCUCGCUGCGACUACCGUGCUCGGCGUACUGCAAGUGCCAAUGCCAUCGUCAAUCCCAAGUCGAAACCCCCAAAUGGCUGCGUUCUGUGUUUGGCUCCUUGUUCCUCCGGUACAACAGCCUCCCCGUUUGGGACACGCGGCCGUGCCGAGUAGAACAAUGCAAACGAUCCCAGGGCUCCAUCCGGCUGCGGUAUACCUUCCCGCAAUGGAUGAUAGCGAGGGAGGUUUCCCUUGCGACGUCUGGACACAGCGUCGUGGGACGUGGAGCUGCGCUGCACGCCAGGAUCCGGAGGGUUUUGCCCGACGGUCUGGCGCUUGCGGCCAUUGCGUUUAACGAUCUAGAGUGGUUGAAGAGGGCUCUCGUCAGUAAUAGGCUGCAUAUCACGGACAUUGACCAGUCUGGGAAGUCGCUGAUGAAUCUCGCACUCUAUCAUCGGAAUCUGAAAGUGACCAGGUUUCUCUUCGAGCAUGGUUCGCCUCCAGGUGGAGAAGACAACUAUGGAUGGUCGGUCGCAAAGGAGGCCCGUUUGAAGCUCUAUUCACCAAAGGCAAUGUAUCGAGACCCUCGGGACAAUGAUUUCCUCCGCAGACUUUCCGAAUUGGGAGACGAAGAUGAGGUUCGAAUAUCGACAUUGAUUCAUGAUUGUUUGCUGGGAAUCAACCCCAUUUCUCUUUCUACCGCUAUUGCCCAGGUUCCGUCUGAUAUCAACCGUCUCGAUGAUUUUGACCUCGCUCCGAUCCACUGGUGUAUUAGGAAACACGAUUUGGUUUCGUUCAAGAUGCUACUCGCUCAUCCGCAGAUCGAUGUUCACAUUACCCACCCCUUCGGUACAUUCCUCCAUUGGGCCGCGCGUAACGAGUACCCUGGAUCCUCGGACAUGGCUCGGUCUCUACUGGACGCUGGUCUAGACGCCAAUUCUCAGAAUGGGCAUGGCCGCACUCCAAUCUACUUUGCGUUUCACAACCCCGAGACGGUUCAGCUACUGCUUGAUCACGGCGCGACUACGGUGAACUUUUCUCAACAUGAAUCGGAGAUGGAGAAUCCAGUCUCUUGGUUCGUGGAGCGAUGGAACAACAUCCGGAGGAGAGACCCUCAACGGCAAAACUGGGAGCGGUCUUUGAAGCUGCUCCUCGGGGUUGGUGUCGAUCUUGACGCUUCGCAAUGGGAAGGGCGGACUCUGAUACACCGCGCUAUUUUGUAUCAGAACAAUGCUCUUUUGGAGCUUCUACUUCAGUAUGGGGCCAGGACAGACGCUGUCGACAACGACGGGAAUGGAAUCUUGCAUUUUGCAGCCCAAGCUGGGGACCUAAAGUUGAUUGAGGUGCUACGCGAUGCCAAGAUCCAGGGUAUUAAGUCAGAUGCAUUGAACGAGGCUGGCGAAACCCCAUCGCGGAUCAUGGCGGCACGAAUGACUGGGCAGCUCAAGGACGAAUGGGGCCCCGGAGUGAAUGUUGCGACUUAUGAAGAGUUCCUGGUGUUCAGGUUGCUGCUAGGGGAGAUUGACGAAAGAAACCGGAGUGGUCAGUAUGCAGUCGAUGGAGUUGAUGUCUCCCGCGAUGCCAGGAUUGAUGCUCUCGACAUUGACGAAGAAACAGGACAAGAUGGAGCGGCUUCCGAGGGCAGUUUUCGGAGCGAUGUUGCUUUUGCAAAUUCUGAUGCGUCAAGAAUGGAGCUGUUGUCGGAAUCCGAUGAUGAUGAAUACAGGGACUCGAACUGGUCUGAGGGUGACGGGAGUGAGGAUGAGUUUACGGAUGCGAGAGAUAGUUGGGGUUAA